AUGAGCGGCCUCGCCGAUCCUCCCUCCUCUCGGAACGCUUUCGCCGGGCCUGCAGAUGCCCCCGGUAAGACUCGAAACCUCCCGGUUCUCCCCUCCUCAGCUCAACACCACGCCGCGAUGGAGAUCACUCCUUCUUCGCCUGCGACCGUCGGCGGCCCUGUUCACAGUAGCCCCGAUGCCGACCGGACCGGCCCACCCAACACCAAUGGCUCCGAAGCCGGUACACCGAGCAAUCCUCCAAACCCGGCCGUUGGAGCUGCAGCUGCAGCUCAGCAGCCCAAGGUCGUGCAGACGGCCUUCAUCCAUAAGCUUUACAAUAUGCUGGAGGACUCUGGUAUCCAACACUUAAUAUCCUGGUCAAGCAGUAAUGACAGCUUCGUCAUGUCCCCUACCUCGGAGUUUUCCAAAGUUCUUGCCCAAUAUUUCAAGCACACCAACAUUUCUUCCUUCGUGCGCCAGCUCAACAUGUACGGGUUUCACAAAGUGAGCGACGUGUUCCAUACCGGUUCGCCAGACUCCGCACUGUGGGAAUUUAAACACGGCAACGGCAACUUCAAACGAGGCGACCUGGUUGGCCUGCGGGAAAUCAAGCGUCGCGCAUCCCGACAUGCGCUGAUCCACCGCGAUUCGUUUCCCAGCCACAAGGCCGCUGCCUCGCAACCAGGCACCCCAGCUGAACCCGUCCCGGAUGCAGCUGAAGCGCGAUUGAUGAACCUCGAACACACGCUUUACGAUAUGCACAAUCGCCUGAUCCGAGCCGAGGAAGGCAAUGUGGCCCUCACCUCCAGAUGCCAAAACAUGGCGGAGGGUCUCUCGAAAUGCUACCAGUGGACGCAUUCGAUCUCGCGCUUUUUGUCAGCAGUUAUACCUGACCGGGAGAGCCCUCUAUAUCGCGAUAUAUCCAACAUGCAACGAGAGGUCGAGAAGCAGAUUGAGGCAGUCUCCCAGGAACCUCUUCUGCCACCGCGCCAACCUUUCUUUGGCAAUAUAGCCCAUGAUGGCGUUCCACCUUUGUCCCCUCGCCAGAUGCCCCAAGACGACGGUCGACGCCAAUCCAUGAUGGACCCUUCUCGAUCAAACAUGAUCCGACCCCCUGUACCUCCACACCUCGCCGUGUCACCCCGCCGCUACGGUUCCAUCGGGGGUGCCAAUGCUUCACCUAAUUAUAACCGCCCCCAGCCUCCAACGGUUGCUGUACAACAACCAACCCCUCACCCUUUAUCAAUCUCAACUCCCCCAGGACCGAACAUGGCCCGCCGCCACACGUUCGCAGACAUCCGACAGCACGACUGGCCUCCUACAGGCACCUCACCCUUCCCACCCGGCAACGCGGGUAAUGGACCGUGGCCAUCUUCUCCCCACAGACCACCAGCGUCGAGCGAUCAGCAAGUCCGGGAUGUACUAGCCCAAUACGACAUGAACGCCCCUCGACGUCUGCAAGCCGAAUCGCGCCAUGCGACACCCCCCCGCAAACGCCGAGCCUUCUCCAUCGAUGCUUAG
Molecule: messenger RNA, 1500 nt
Organism: Penicillium cosmopolitanum
Lineage: Eukaryota; Fungi; Ascomycota; Eurotiomycetes; Eurotiales; Aspergillaceae
Product: heat shock factor family protein
Exons: 6
Coding region: 1-1500 (499 amino acids)
Biological process (GO): regulation of DNA-templated transcription
Molecular function (GO): DNA-binding transcription factor activity; sequence-specific DNA binding
Source: RefSeq, a predicted model, not a curated record